Annulohypoxylon maeteangense is the source of this 2646-nucleotide messenger RNA. RefSeq lists its product as uncharacterized. The transcript is spliced from 4 exons. The record is from RefSeq and is a predicted model, not a curated record. The coding region runs from base 1 to 2646 and encodes 881 amino acids. Gene Ontology annotation, molecular function: protein binding. NCBI's taxonomy places the organism in Eukaryota, Fungi, Ascomycota, Sordariomycetes, Xylariales, Hypoxylaceae.
AUGGACGCCGAAAACACACAACAAGCCGACGAGGCCCGCAAGCGAGGCAACGAGCUAUAUAAAAGUCACCAGAUUAGCCAAGCGAUAAACGCGUACAAGGAGGCAGCGGCACUAGCCCCUCUUGACCCCUUUCCAUUGUCCAAUCUAUCCAUCGCCAACUUUGAAGCUGGAAAAUAUGCACAAUGCAUCCACUUCUCGAAUAAAGCAUUGGAGCUUCUCAAUGCUGAUGACCAAGACACCAGUAUUGCCCGACAUAAAUUGCUUGUCAGGAAAGUUAAAGCUUGUCUACAUCUAUCUCUCUUGGACGAAGCCGAAAAGCUCUUACGCGAGCUUGGUUCUAGCAAAGAAUCCGAGAACCUCCGCAACUCAGUCCGGGCGAUGAAUGAGUUUAAGACGCAUUCUACGUCGUCAAAAUUAUUGCGCGAGGUUAUAUUGCAGUUACCGCGCUUGAGGCCAUGCAUCCAAGAUAAUCCUGAUUUUUUCGGUUCUGGAAACGAAGAAGCACGCUCUCUGUAUACAGCUGACCUUGAGAAGUCGGCAGAACAAGACCCUGUCUUGUCUAUCAUGCUCUGCGGCGUCGGGGACGCCCGUAACGUUUUCCAGACUCUAAUCCAAUACUCAUCAAUGAACCAUGGGACUCAGAAGCUUCACAUAACGAUGCUCGACCACAAGCCAUCCAUCAUAGCCCGGGAUUUGAUACUAUUUAGCCUGCUACAUGAAGCGAACACCAACCCAGACUCCAAAGACACAGUGUUACUAAGUCUCAGCUAUCUGUACUCUACCCCAAUCAUACCUCUUUUCGCAUGGGAAAAGUUGCAGAACACUAUCAGCAAGCUGGUGGACAAGCUAGAGUGCGGACAGCAACCACUCGACUUGAUCUACCUCACUUUGCCGCAGACAGACGUCAUGCGGAUUCUUAAGAGUUGGCAGACGACGGGCGCCGCCACGAAAUACAGCACUUCUCAAAUGCGACGUGCUGCAUCUCAGAGAGAGGAUCCCUUAUGGUCUUAUCUAGCUUGUGACGCAGACUACCAAGAUUUCUACGAUUUUUCGGUUGUAUUUCCUCCAGAAGCAAUCUUGUCGAGAUUCGAACCGACGCUGUCUGCUCUUGUUACAGGCCGCAGCAAGGAUGAUGAAAAUGCUCGGCGGCGAAUUGGCAAAUAUUUAGACAAGCAUUGGAAGGUCAACGUCACGUUCAUUGAUGUAGACUGGCAAGCUAGACAGAUGCCGGGAGAACUACCAAGUACGGACCAUGAGCCUUUCAACAUUAUCGACAAUUUGACAACACAGUCAUCGAAGUUAGUUGUGCCCGACAAGUCGACACGCUGCAUUUUGCAACAUGCAGCCGACUUCUUCGGGAAGGUCGCUCUGAGCAUGUUACAGUUGCGCGAGAGAUUAACAGUGGAAGUGAUUCUCGGCGAAAUGGCCGAUGUGCUAGAGCGGAUUCGCUACGGCUUUCUGGAUCGCCCAAUAAAGGGAGGCGAUGAAGAUCAAGUGUCGUCAACCGCCAUGGAAUGGCCUAAGAAGUAUCAUGUAAUCCACAUGAGUAAUGUCCCAGAUUAUGUCGGCGGGUCCUUGACGAGCUUCCUCUACGGGGCCCCUCUCCUAAAACGAGGAACUGGUACGGGGUUGAUGUCAUGCGUAUUGCUCACCACAGGGCAGUGGACGAAUCUUCGACAUUUCAACGCGGAAUAUUUGCUAAUGCACGACCCUAACAUGAUCCGGAAACACUUUUCGGUUGAGCUAGCCGAGGUGAUACGCGACACUGUACCAGUCCCAUCUAUACAUAUGUCUACGUCUAUACCUAUGAUCCAUUAUCAUCGUUGGGAGGGACGCAAGAGUGGCGCUAUCCCCUUGGAGCAAAUGAUGUCGAAGAUGAGCCUUUGCAAGUGGUUACAUGCUCACUUCCUCAAGAUAUGCCUACCAUCCUAUCGCCAUGAGAUUUGCAGGGUCUUCGCGCCUUUAAACAUGACGAUGUUUAUGAGACUAGUAGUUCACAUGGGCCACCUCGGCUACCCCGGGCAUUGGCUAUCGGAAAUCAUCAAGUCUCUUAGUAGUGGGGAUAUUCAUACAGCAGCUAGAGCCCUUCCUAGACCUGCACUUGGCCCUAACGCCGUGGACAAGAAUAACGCACUUCGCGCAAUGUGUGUCAAGCCCUGGAGAGCAGAAUUCACCACUCUUGUCACCCAGUGGAAAGAGCUCUUUCCUUUUGCUACUGUGAUUCCAAGUGGGAUACUUCCUUCGCCAGAGAUUAUUACGGAGUACUCAAUAAAGAUUCCCCUUGUCCCUUCCAACAACCUCAGCCAGCCUCACUUCAUGUUGGUUUUUUGGAAUCAGCGAAAGUAUGGUGAGCCUCCGGAUGGCAUAUACCGACUUCUCCUCGACGAUGAGAAUGGAGACAUGACAACUUCGGCGCAGAAGAUCAGAUCCGACGGGAUUAAUAUCUUGAGCACCUUCAAAUGGGUCUCGGACGAGAUGACGGCUACUUUCUGGCUAAGAAGCGACGUGGUUGAUUUGAUGUUGAAGGAGGACUGGACUGUUUGCAUAUGGAGAAUUGAUAGUUGGGUUAGAUACACACCGGGUCAACCUCUGGGGAAGUAUCUCUCUAAGAAGAGGACUUGGAAGGAAUGCGUAACCCCAGCGUGA